GUACCAAUGAUUUUGGUAGGCAACAAAUGUGAUCUGGAAGAUGAACGCGUGGUGGGCAAAGAUCAGGGACAGAACUUAGCACGAUCGUUCAAUAGUGCCUUCUUGGAGACAUCGGCGAAAGCGAAAGUUAACGUCAGCGAGGUGAGUUUUAUGAAAUUUCGCUAA
Molecule: messenger RNA, 165 nt
Organism: Anisakis simplex (herring worm)
Lineage: Eukaryota; Metazoa; Nematoda; Chromadorea; Rhabditida; Anisakidae
Source: the annotation of a GenBank genome assembly